This is a messenger RNA of Aspergillus ibericus CBS 121593, 1561 nucleotides long. RefSeq names its product NmrA family NAD(P)-binding protein. The record is from RefSeq and is a predicted model, not a curated record. The coding region runs from base 142 to 1200 and encodes 352 amino acids. Lineage: Eukaryota; Fungi; Ascomycota; Eurotiomycetes; Eurotiales; Aspergillaceae. The transcript has 2 exons.
GCUGGUCGUUCCCUUCCGACCUUCUCCUGAUUUUCUACCCCGCAUCUUUUUUUACUUUUUUUUCUCUCUCCCUCGUACUAAUCCCCCCCCCGGCGGAGAUUUUCUCUCGUGCCGCAUUUCCCCCCUUCCCCGCUACAACUCAUGACACAACAAAGAAAGACCAUUGCGGUGGUGAACGCUACGGGUCGCCAGGCUGCGUCCCUGAUCCGCGUCGCUUCGGCAGUGGGCCACCAUGUGCGCGCCCAGAUUCACUCCCUGAAAGGCCUCAUUGCGGAGGAAUUGCAGGACCUGCCCAAUGUGACUCUGUUUCAGGGCCCUCUACUGGGCAACACGGCACUGAUGGACGCCCUUUUCCAAGGAGCCAAUCUUGCCUUCAUCAACACCACCUCACAAUCCGGGGACGAAGUCGCGAUCGGACGUGCCUUGGCUGAUGCUGCCAAGCGAGCCGGAACAAUUCAGCACUACAUCUACAGCAGUAUGCCCGACCACUCUGUGCAUGGACCAUGGCCACCGGUGCCCCUAUGGGCGCCCAAGUUCACCGUGGAGAAUUACGUUCGGCAGCUUGGCCUGCCCUCGACCUUUGUCUACGCGGGGAUCUACAACAACAACUUCACGAGUUUACCAUACCCUCUGUUCCAGAUGGAGCUGAUGCAGGAUGGAAGUUUUGAGUGGCACGCUCCAUUCGACCCGGAUAUUCCGCUACCCUGGCUGGAUGCCGAGCACGACGUGGGACCAGCGCUGCUGCAGAUCUUCAAGGACGGUCCCAAGAGGUGGAAUGGUCACCGGAUCGCGCUCACGUUCGAAACCCUCUCUCCCAACCAGGUCUGUGCGGCGUUUUCGCGCGCACUCGGUCGCCCAUGCCGCUACCUCCGCGUCCCUAAGGUCGAAGUGAAAGUCAACAUUCCGCCCGGCUACCGAGAACAACUGGAGGCACUGGAGGUGGUGUUUGGGCAGUGCGACGCGCCUUACUUUCCGCAGCCCGAAUUCUCCCGCCCUGCGGCCGGGUCACCGAAGGGCCUGGGUCCGGCCAAUGGCAAGGGCGCGGGCGCGGGAAUGAUGCAGGGUCCCGGAGGAGUCAUAUCGCUUCGUGUCACGGACGAGGCCCGGCACUUGUGGCAGGGCUGGCGCGACAUGGAGGAAUAUGCGCGCGAGGUCUUCCCAGUGGAAGAGGAGGCCAACGGGCUGGACUGGAUGUUGUGAUGGAGCGAUCGGAGUUGCUGGGUUGCACCACUGUCGGUGAGCGACGGGGGCAGCCGCAAGGUCGCGUGAGCGAUGGCGCGAUUGGCUCGAUAGGAAGGUUACAUUGUCUGAGCGCAGACCGAAGUCGGCCGGCCGCUCUGUCCCUCACGCGGAUAUGACGCAGUGUCUGUCCUGUUUCUUUUUCUAAAAUCGUUCAUGCAUUACUGGCGAACUGGCCUGGGUCUUAUCUUUGGGAGACGGAAAAAUUAUACCAUAAUGGGAAAGACGAAGACGAAAGAAGGAGUGUUUGUCAUGAUGGCCCAUCUCAUCUCAUCUCGUCACACCGCGACAAAAGUUCUAUAUUAAUGGGUUGCUGGCUGAA